This is a messenger RNA of Solenopsis invicta (red fire ant), 425 nucleotides long. RefSeq names its product RWD domain-containing protein 1-like. Gene Ontology annotation, molecular function: protein binding. Lineage: Eukaryota; Metazoa; Arthropoda; Insecta; Hymenoptera; Formicidae. The coding region runs from base 1 to 267 and encodes 88 amino acids. The record is from RefSeq and is a predicted model, not a curated record. Gene Ontology annotation, biological process: cytoplasmic translation. The transcript has 2 exons.
AUGUCCAAGUAUCUAGAUGAGUCACUACUCAUAUCAAUUUUGCAGCAAAAGAAUUUGGAGGAUGGAUGUAACGAGAAAUUGAAGGCACAUCUAACAGAACAGAUGUAUGAAAAUCUUGGAAUGGUAAUGGUUUUUACAAUGGUCAGUGCAGCUCAAGAAUGGCUGAACGUACAGUGGCACAAGAUAAACCUGAGGAGAGAGGAGACUGCGGCACAAAAACUGAAGGAGGAAAAGGAUGGAGAAGGGAAUAUUGAAAACACGGGCUAAGACAUUCGAAAUAUAUUCAUUCACACAGACGACAAUGGUUUUAUAGACUACUUGAGAGAACUCUCGUAACUGUCGAAUCUUUUCCAAGCUGGAAAGAGAACUUUGAUGAAGAAAUGGGCUACACAAAACGGAAAGAAUUAGCGGAUAGCGAGGGCAAA